CCUGAGAAGUUACACGGUUCCCCCUAGCAAGAGCUGGGAAACUGCUGAAUGUUCAGGUUUUGAAAUACGGUUUUUGCAUCGUAGAGAAAAAAAAUUAACCUAUCAGGAAGAACCGAGCACAGUCAAUUACCAAUCAAGAGCGGGAAAGGAGCCAAAGCCGUAGAUACCUACGCACCACAGAGGACGUCAUUCUUCAGCCUCUGCCAAUAAGCCGCGGCAAGGGGCGGGGCAACAGGAGGAUCGAUUGCCCAAGAAAACAAACAAUGUGUAGUACAACUGUCUAAACCCCAGCCCUCGGCUCCGGAUGCCCUGGAAUGAGCUCCCGAGCAAGGCGCUCGUGAGGUGCUCCCGGCUUUCUUCGCCCAGGGGAGUCGGGGCCGGUUGUCUCCUUCCCAGCAGAGCAAAGGCCUCCCUCCCAACAGCUCCCACGGGCUUCCAUAAAGCCCGCUGUAACUUCGCGCUAUAGUUUACAGGAACAGCGAGUCGCCGGCUACCUGAGGGGGUGGGGCGGCGGCUGUGCGCAGGCGUUCUUGCCUGGUGGAGGCGUGGCCGAAACGGCCCGAAGAACCCUGGGAACUGUAUUCCUCGCGUCCGAGAAACUGGUGCAGCUCCCGAGGUCUCUUGAACUAAAUUUCCCAGGAUGCCUCGCGACCUCGGGGCGGGCCGUUUGGUUUGUUAAUGAGUUCGAGAAAGCCGCGGCGCGGCCCACCAGGUUCCAAAACAAGGAAAUGAAGGGGGGAGGCGGGACUGUGGGUGCCUGCGGGAGCCUCCGCCGCCACCGCGGAGGAGGAGGAGGCGGAGGAGGUGGCUGCCUCGGCCGCCGAGGAGUCCCUUGCUGAAGGCAGACCGCGGAGCGGCGGGCGGCGCGCGCGCGCCCGAGCGGCGGCUGUUGGAGAAGUGGAGCGGCGGCGGCGGAGGGACUGAGUGGCGGCGGCCCCCGCGUCCCGGUUUCUCUAUGGGGGAAGCAGACAAUGGAUUAUGAUUUCAAGGCGAAGCUGGCGGCGGAGCGGGAGCGGGUGGAGGAUCUGUUUGAGUACGAAGGGUGCAAAGUGGGACGCGGCACCUACGGGCAUGUCUACAAGGCGAGGCGGAAAGAUGGAAAAGAUGAAAAAGAAUAUGCACUGAAGCAGAUCGAAGGCACAGGGAUAUCCAUGUCAGCUUGUAGAGAGAUUGCACUUUUGAGAGAAUUGAAGCACCCCAACGUGAUCGCAUUGCAGAAGGUGUUCCUUUCUCACAGCGACAGGAAGGUGUGGCUGCUGUUUGACUACGCAGAACAUGACCUUUGGCAUAUUAUUAAGUUUCACCGUGCAUCAAAAGCAAAUAAAAAGCCCAUGCAGUUACCAAGAUCUAUGGUUAAGUCGCUGCUUUACCAGAUUCUCGACGGUAUCCAUUACCUCCAUGCAAACUGGGUGCUUCACAGAGACCUGAAACCAGCAAAUAUCCUAGUAAUGGGAGAAGGUCCUGAGAGGGGGAGAGUCAAAAUAGCUGACAUGGGUUUUGCCAGAUUAUUCAAUUCUCCUCUAAAGCCACUCGCAGAUUUGGAUCCAGUGGUUGUGACGUUUUGGUAUCGGGCUCCAGAACUUCUCCUUGGUGCCAGGCAUUACACAAAGGCCAUCGACAUAUGGGCAAUAGGCUGCAUAUUCGCUGAAUUGUUGACUUCAGAGCCUAUUUUCCACUGUCGUCAGGAGGAUAUAAAAACAAGCAAUCCUUUCCAUCAUGACCAGCUAGAUCGGAUAUUUAGUGUCAUGGGGUUUCCUGCAGAUAAAGACUGGGAAGAUAUUAGAAAAAUGCCGGAGUACCCAACACUUCAGAAGGACUUUAGAAGAACAACGGUGUUCCUCCUGCUUCAGAAGCUCCUUACCAUGGAUCCAACGAAGAGGAUCACCUCAGAGCAGGCUCUGCAGGACCCUUACUUUCAGGAGGACCCCUUGCCCACAUUAGAUGUGUUUGCUGGUUGCCAGAUUCCAUACCCCAAAAGAGAAUUCCUUAAUGAAGAUGAACCGGAAGAGAAGGGCGACAAGAAUCAGGGACAGCAGCAGAAUCCGCAUCAGCAGCCCACGGCCCCCCCACAGCAGGCGACAGCCCCUCCCCAGGCUCCUCCACCACAGCAGAGCAGUGCCCAGACCAAUGGGACAGCAGGGGGAGCGGCGGCGGGCGGGGCUGGCGCUGGAGCAGGACUGCAGCACAGCCAGGACUCUGGCCUGACCCAGGUGCCUCCAAACAAGAAGCCCCGCAUUGGGCCUUCGGGUGCAAGCUCGGGCGGGCCAGUUAUGCCGGCAGAUUAUCAGCACUCCAGUUCUCGCCUGAAUUACCAAAGCAGCGUUCAGGGGUCUUCCCAGUCCCAGAGCACACUCGGCUACGCCUCAUCUCAACAGAGCACGCAGUACCACCCGUCUCACCAGGCCCACCGGUACUGACCACUGCCUCUGCUUGCCCAGGACAGCGUAGCACAGCCUCCAGCAGGGCGGGGUCUGCAUCGCAAAGAGCCCCAGAGUGAAGACUGUGAUGCCGCUGCCAUGCAGAGCUCACUAGAGAGGAAACCUUCGCCUACUGAGUGUUCUGAAGGACGACUAUCUCUUCUUGGUUGACUUAGGAAGAAGAUCUUGUGAAGUGUCCCCAGCCCUCUUCCCGCAUGAAUUUCUCUGGGACUUCCCUGGUGAAGCCUCUGAUCUGCCCCAGCACUUCUGCGUCCUUCAGCACUUUCUGAGGGAGUUCCUGGUGCACCUUUCUCACGCUGUAGCAAUCAUUAUAAUUUAUCUUUUCUUAGGACUUCAAUGUUUUAGGAACAGGGUUCCGCGGUGUAUAGUUUUAUACUUCAUGAACUGAUUGAACAACACGAGUCUCGCACCUUUUAAAGCACUACGCAGUCUUCACAGACUAACUGCUUUGCUCUUGGAAGUCUUAAAGAGAAACUGUUGCUGUCCCAAAGUACUUACUAUGAGGUUUUUAUUAUCUCUUUCAGGGAAGGUCUAGUAAAGGCAAGCGUGGGACAGAGGGUCCCCACAGCCAAACCAGUGUUGAUCUUUGCAGCUGCCGUGCUCAUGCUGGGAAGAGCUGAAGCAGUUGGUGGUUUUUAUAAUCACUCACGAGGAACUUAGUUCCCAGAAGUAUCAUAUUCUGAAUAAUAUUCAGUAAUUAAAAAUUAUAAUUUUAACCUUCAUGUAGCUAAGUCUACUCUAAGGGGGGUUCUAGAGCUUUGAUGGAACAUGGUCCUUUGGGACCCACCUGGGAAAUCUGAAAAGACUGUAAACUGCACAGGGCUUCACAGAGGAGUCGUGCUGAUCAAGGGACCUUUCUUCCCCUCAAAGGAGGCAUCGGCCUCUCCAGAGGAGCCUUGGUCCCUCCAGUCUCUCCACGUCUGGGUCAGCAUGAGUGACUUUCUUACAUAAUCAAGGAUACUCAGCUCGAAGCCUGUUCGCUCAUCCGCAGUGUUCUCCUUUUGUAUUUACAUUAGGCAUAGAGUGACUAUUUUUAAAGCAUGUUAAAAUUUUAGGUUUUAUCCAUGUUCAAAGUAUGUAUCAUGUAUGCAUAAUUUUGCUGUUGUUACUGAGACUUAACGCUGUCAAGAAUCUUUUUAUUGCACUGAAUGCUUUCUUUUGCCCCUAGGAGAAAAUUUAAUAAUUGUGCCUAAAAACUAUGGGCAGAUAGUGUAAAGUAGAUGAGGUGAAUAUUUGCAUUUCCAUGAUCUACGAAUUAGAGGGGAGUUCUUUUUUAGCUACUUCUAAGGAACCCCUCGCCCUCCAGAGUCAAGAGGAAAUGUAAAGGCUUAGAGCCCCCCUUGUAGUGCCGGGGGCAAGAACAUCUCUUUUCUGAUGCUACUAGCAGCACCAGCCUUGUUUUCAAUGUUUCUUGAGCUAGAAAAAUAGCCAGUUGUUGUAUAUGCAAACUAUAUGCAUUUUUAAAAACUAUUCUUGUGAACUUAUCUACCUGGUUAUGAUACUCUGGGGUCCAUAUUCAAGUAAAAUAAGAUUUUAGAAGCCAGUAUACAUUUUGCACUAUUGAUGUGAUACUGUAGCCAGCCAGGACCAUACUGAUUUCAGCAUAAUAAUGCUUCUGAAUAGUAAUAAAGGUUGAAUAGUGACCUGCGUACCAAGACUGACGAAGUCAUGGACGUGCUUCACGGGGAGGAAUUUCUGACUGGCUCCAUGAUUCUUAUCCCUUACAUUUUAGAGAAAAAGACUCAGCCUCCUGCAUAAUGUAGCUACCUAUAUAAAGUUCUGUCUGGUGCCCUAGAGCCUGUGUCCAGGGCCACUGCUCCUUCACAGGCUCAGUGCUCUGCCGGGUAGAAAAGCAGAGAGCAAAACACAUUCCUUGUUACAGCCAAUCCAGUGACACGUGGUUGACUUAGAAAUGUCUGUGAUAUGAAGGCCCUUUUGUUUACUCUGAACCCAAUCGGAUCCCUAUGCCUCUGCAUUUUAUAGUAAACAGUGUUAUCGGGAAGCAGGUAUGUGACUGACCUCUCGAAGAGAAAGCCAGUGAUUAACUGCCACAAAAGGCAUCUAUGCAUCUCUGAAAUGUUCACAGCAGCCUUCAGCAUCAACUGGGGACAUGUAUGGACAGAGUCCAUUCUACCAAGUGGUUGUAGGGAAUCACAAUAAACAUAGAAGUUCUUGCCCUCAAGUGAGCUCACGUUUAAUAAAAGACAUUAGCCCCGGUCUGUGUAUAGAACAAAAUACUAAGAGUUCUUUGUAUGCAAGCUGAAUACAUAAUUCUGGCAAUACGCACUUACACAUUCAUAGGACGGCCCUAGUAAAAGUGACACACACACCAGGACCUUCCAGAAAACUCCAUUAUAUACACAGCGGGGUUCCACAUCACCAACUGCUUCUGGCCCUUUGCUUUUCUUGCCUCAGGGGUAGACUCAUACCUGUGCCCAGUACUCUUAGAAGUAGUUUUUGUUCAUCAUUUCCUUUCUCUGUAAAGGAAGCAAAGCCUUUCAUAUACAUUAAGGCCAUAGUCCACGGGGUGGGACCUCCUGUGGGUCUUGUGAAUCUUCUUAAGGGUAGAAUUGACCUUGGUGAGCCUCAAGUGAUUGGAUUCCUCUUUGAACAUGUAUUGCAUACUAUUUUGUCCCCUAGGAACCCAGAGGCAUCCUCCGACUUACGGGAACCUCGAAGUCUAGGGAGAUGUUGAAAGAUUGAGUUGAAAGGUUUCUGUUUUUUUAUAUUAAAAGUCACUUUUAGAGGUAGCUUUUUGGAGGGGUGUUUGGGGUAAAGGAUUCAGGAGUUUGGGACAGGCUAGCUUAAAUAAAGUAAGGUAGCUUGGGGCAGGGCUGGUAUUACGAGGUUGAAGCAAUCCUUUUGAUGAAGUACCCAUGCAGUGAGAUGCAGAAAUGGAGGACGUGUUUAUUUUUAUACCUGUGCUUUUGAGACUUUAGGACUUAGAAUUCUGACGCCCUGCACUACUUCCCUCUAGCAAAACUAAGACCUUUAAGACAGGAACAGACGGCACCAGCAUGCAUUCAAGUCCACUGCCUCGUGCCUGAUGCAGCAACUUGGCCAGUUCUCUGUGCCUCUGAAAUGAUGCUCUUUUCAUCGCUAGAGGGAAAAGGAAUUGGAGAAUAAAGUUUGCAGCCUGCUUUGCUUUUGUUAAUGGGUAGCCACAGCUACAUGCUGAGGAAAACUAGCAGGGAAGCUGCGACUUCAGCUCGGUGCUGCUCCCCAGGAGAUGGAGAAAGGCAGUGGAUAGCCAUUGGGUUUAACGGAGGUUUGAAGGAGUCAAGUACAAGUAAUAAUUUUCUACAAAAUGUAGCAGUUUAGGUCCCCAUAAUCAUCGAGAAUAGUCAUGCAUAUCAUAACCCCAAAGGUCAGUGUUUGAGGACUUGAAAAAGUGCGCUGUACCCGAGGAGGUGCUUGUUCCUCUGAGCUGUUGCCGGUAGGGAGUGAUGCGGAUGUGUUAUACGGGAAAUACCUAAUGCACUGUUAUCACCUAUAGUGAGUAAAUUAAGACUAUUUAAUUUUUUUAAAGCUUUGUCUGGGUAGACACUAAAAGCAUUAUACAAAGCCAGGACUAAGGUGUCCUUUUUAAUAACAGCUGAAAGUACUUUUUAUAUAUGUUAUACAGUAUGUCCUUUCUAAACUAGUUUGUAUUUCUGAUAAUUCCUAUUUGUGAAAUGUAUCUGUCUAUCUUUUUCGGUCAUUUUCUGCACGCACCCCCUCUGUAUGAUCGUAGGUAUUGCCCUGGCUCUCCUUGCUCUGCUGUGAUGUGUCUACUCCAGGCCGGCUGCCCUCUGUAGCCCAUUCUGGGGAUGCAGGGUGUGCUGCCUCUUCAGAACUGAGGGCUUCUGCUCUGGAGUUAUCCAGCCAUUCUUCUCAAAGUGACAGUUUCAGCUACGAUAAGUUACAUGGAUUUUAUAUUCUUGGUUGAAAUAAAAUUUAAUUGACUUUG
Molecule: messenger RNA, 6387 nt
Organism: Alexandromys fortis (reed vole)
Lineage: Eukaryota; Metazoa; Chordata; Mammalia; Rodentia; Cricetidae
Gene: Cdk19
Product: cyclin dependent kinase 19
Exons: 13
Coding region: 972-2417 (481 amino acids)
Biological process (GO): protein phosphorylation
Cellular component (GO): cytosol; nucleus
Molecular function (GO): protein serine/threonine kinase activity; ATP binding
Source: RefSeq, a predicted model, not a curated record